Larimichthys crocea (large yellow croaker) is the source of this 2587-nucleotide messenger RNA. RefSeq names its product cyclic nucleotide-gated cation channel-like. NCBI's taxonomy places the organism in Eukaryota, Metazoa, Chordata, Actinopteri, Sciaenidae. Gene Ontology annotation, molecular function: intracellularly cGMP-activated cation channel activity; intracellularly cAMP-activated cation channel activity; protein-containing complex binding. Gene Ontology annotation, biological process: monoatomic cation transmembrane transport. The transcript is spliced from 10 exons. Gene Ontology annotation, cellular component: intracellular cyclic nucleotide activated cation channel complex; plasma membrane. The record is from RefSeq and is a predicted model, not a curated record. Bases 1 to 2043 code for a protein of 680 amino acids.
AUGACAGGUACAGUGCAGGAUUCACACAGGCUGUCUGUGAAAACGUGGACGGAGGAGGAGAGUGACCGAGCUGACAGCACACUGAGCAGAGCACAGUCGAUGUGUGAUGACACCUCUUCAGAGCUUCAGAGAAUGGCAGCCAAUGACAGAAGGGAUAUUAAUUCCCAGAACUCCUUUCGUGGAGGACAAGGUGCUCUGUCCAGGUUAGUUAGUAUGGUGAUGACUCUGCGAGAAUGGGCGCAGAAGAGUUUGACCGAAGAGACGGAAAGACCCGAUUCGUUCUUGGAACGUUUCAGAGGCCCCGCCCAUGCCGACAUGCAAGCCCCGCCCAGCAGGUUCAGCCACAGCCACAAUGGCUCUGACGCAGAAAAUGAAAUCAGACGCUCUAGACCCAAGAGGAGGAGGUGUACUGUCGUGGUCUUAUCACCUUCUGAUGAUGCAUACUACCAUUGGCUAAUGGUGAUUGGUGCUGCUGUUUUUUAUAACUGGACUCUACUAGUUGUCAGGGCCUGCUUCGAUGAGCUUCAAAUGCGGAAUGUGUUGGUGUGGCUGGUGCUGGAUUACGUCUGCGAUGGAAUCUAUAUCCUGGAUAUCGCUGUUCGUCUCCACACGGGUUUCUUGGAUCAGGGCUUGAUGGUGAAGGAUGUGCAGCGUCUGAGAGAAAACUAUGUUCGAACCUUACAGUGCAAACUUGACAUUUGCUCCAUCCUUCCAACUGAUCUCCUGUACCUGACCGUUGGAAUCAGCUACACUCCUCUUCUUCGAUUCAACCGGCUGCUACGCCUGCCACGCCUGUUUGAGUUGUUUGAACGCACAGAGACAAGAACAAGCUACCCCAACGCUUUCCGCAUCUGUAAACUGGUUCUGUACAUCCUGGUGAUCAUCCACUGGAAUGCUUGUGGAUACUACAGCUUCUCCAAGGUUCUGGGACUGGGAUCUGAUUCUUGGGUUUAUCCCAACGCAUCUGAUCCUGAGUUUGGUUCCCUGACUAGGAGUUACAUCUACUGUCUGUACUGGUCCACUCUGACGCUGACCACCAUUGGAGAGACACCUCCUCCUGUUAGAGAUGAGGAAUAUUUGUUCCUGAUAUUUGACUUUCUGGUGGGUGUUCUGAUUUUUGCCUCUAUCGUGGGUAAUGUCGGAGCUAUGAUCUCUAAUAUGAAUGCUACGAGAGCAGCCUUUCAAGGCCGCGUCGACACCCUGAAACACUACAUGCACUUCAGACAUGUAAGCAAGGUGCUAGAGCAGCGUGUCAUCCGCUGGUUUGACUACCUCUGGACCAAUCAGAAGACAAUAGAUGAACAGGAAGUGCUGAGGAGCCUGCCCAAUAAACUGAGAGCAGAGAUUGCUAUUAAUGUUCACCUGGACACACUAAAGAAGGUGCGUAUUUUCCAGGACUGCGAGGCAGGCCUCCUUGUAGAACUGGUAUUAAAACUUCGACCGCAAGUUUUCAGUCCUGGAGACUACAUCUGUAGAAAGGGAGAUGUGGGUAAGGAGAUGUACAUCAUUAAAGAUGGCCAGCUGGCAGUGGUGGGUGAGGAUGGAGUCACCCAGUUCGCUGUUCUGACCUCUGGAAGUUGCUUUGGAGAAAUCAGCAUCCUGAACAUCAGCGGCAGCAAGAUGGGCAACCGACGUACGGCAAACAUUCGCAGUCUGGGAUACUCAGACCUGUUCUGCCUUUCAAAACAAGACCUGAUGGAGGCACUUCAGGAGUUCCCCCAUGCCAGGGCCCAGCUGGAGCAGAGGGGGCGGGACAUCCUGCAGAAGGAGGGGCUUCUGGAGGAAGUAAACGUGUCUGCGGGGGAGGAACUUGAGGAGAAAGUGGAAAGGCUGGAAACCAGUCUGGAUCGACUACAGACGUGUUUGGCCCGUCUGCAGAGUGAGUUCAACUCCUCCCAGCUUCGACUGAAACAGCGAAUCACAAACCUCGAGCACAACAUCCCCACAGUGGCCACAGGCAGCGGCUUCCUGUCAGACGCCGACGGCAACGAGAGUGUUUCUGGCGGCGACGGCGUGCGCAGUGAAAUCAACAUCAGGCUCUGAAGCAAUAUACACAAAAUACAUGUUGUGAUGCUUUUAUUCAAUUCAUAAGAAUCACCAACACCACCUCAUGCUGUUUGAUUGUCCACUGACUGAUAUUUAAAAUGUGUUUGUAUUUUAUUUUGAAACCGUGUUAAUGACUGUGUGUUCUUUAACUUUUUAAAACGUACAGUUUUACAGUUUUUAAAGACAUUUAUGUGACUACAAUCAGUUUAGAAUACAAUAAAAAUAUCAAUAACACAAUGAACCAAUACUUUGGCUGAAGAAGAAGUUUACACAGGACUAUCUUGUCCAAACAACUGUCCACUUGACUGAACAGGUGUCUUUAAUUAUGCCUUUUUCCACAAGGGGGCAUAAUAUCUCUCUCUGAAUAUGACACUUCAUAACAACACGUGUCCAGAGUUGGAGUUACAUGAAUAAAAUCCACAUUUGUUUUUUCACGUUGGCCAGUGCUGACUACUGAUGAUUGUUUGCCAUAUAGCCUUAAUGAACGCAGAUGAAACAACAAAAGCAAUUUCAUUUUUUAGCAUUGGUUACAAUAAUAAUA